Messenger RNA from Cuscuta campestris, 3485 nucleotides. The record is from the annotation of a GenBank genome assembly. Lineage: Eukaryota; Viridiplantae; Streptophyta; Magnoliopsida; Solanales; Convolvulaceae.
CAUGAAUGGAGGAGGGGUUUAGCGGGGUUUCUCCUUUCUACCUCUCUCUUAUCCACUCGGUCCUUUCUAUACUUCCAUGGCUUCCACCACUUAUCCUCCCUACUCAAUAGCUCAGUUACCCAAUCCAUGGAGAAUUCCCCGAAUUCCCCUAUUAAAUAGUAAUAAUUCGCCCACAAGCUGUACGACUGAACUCAAUGUUUCGCAAAACCCACAAAUUCUUAGCAUUCACACUCUCAAACGAGCUAAACCUCUUCGUCCCUACGCGGUUUCUGUAUCUACAGAGGAAAAAUUGGCUCAAACCCAUGAUGACACUUCACAUUUGGGACCCAAUGGUUCGAUCAAGAUUCCUGAAGAGGAGCAGACCAGAAGAAUUAUUGUUCAGGACCCAAAUGGGGUUUCUUCCAUUUUCUUCAAAAACUUGUUCAGUAAAGCCACUGAGAUUCGAAGUGCUAAGUUCAGGAAUCGAGAGAACGAUGGGCAAAAGUACAGAUUGUUGAGGAAGAGGCAGGUGAUAGCUGAGACCCAGGCUUGGGAGAAGAUGGUUGAGGAGUACAGGGAGCUAGAGAGAGAGAUGUGUGAGAAGAAAUUGGCACCCCAUCUCCCUAGAGUGAAGAAACUCUUACUCUGCUGGUUUGAGCCACUGAGAGAUGCCAUAGAGAAGGAGCAGAAGACUCGGAGGACAAUGAAGCACAGGAAAGCUUUCUCCCCGUACAUUGACUCUUUGCCUGCUGAUAAAAUAGCAGUCAUUGUGAUGCAUCAGAUGAUGGCGAUGCUGAUGGCGGGUGGAAAAGAGUGUAGGUGUGUUCCGGUGGUCCGAGCUGCAGUGCAGAUUGGGAGUGCGAUUGAGCAGGAAGUUAGAAUUCAUAGUUACAUGGAGAAAGUGAUGCAAUUUGAGAGACAACCAACGGAAUCACCAAAUCAAGAGGAUCUAAACAAGGAUUCAGUGAUAUUAAGAAAGCGGAUGAAAUGGUUGAUUAAAAAGAACAGACUAGCUGAGUUGAAAAAAAUGUUGAAAGAUGAAGCAUUGGAGCCGUGGAGCCAAGAUACAAAGGCUAAGCUGGGAUGCCAUCUUAUAGAACUAAUAACAGAAACAGCUUAUGUGCAACCAGAAAUCCAUCAGUCUGAUAGCCCUCCUGAUAUUCGGCCUGCUUUCAGGCAUUUUUUCAAAGUUUCUGCCAAAGAUAAUGGGAAGAAUGCUGUGAAAAAGUAUGGUGUUAUAGAAUGUGAUCCCCUGGUUGUUGCUGGACCUGAUAUGGUUAAGCACAUGAUGAUUCCUUAUAUACCUAUGUUGGUGCCACCAAAGAAAUGGAAAGGGUUUGACAAAGGUGGGUACUUGUUCUUACCGUCAUAUGUGAUACGUACUCACGGAAGUUGGCAUCAUCGAAUUGUUCUUCGAAAUGCUCCAACGAAACACAUGGAAAAAGUAUAUGAGGCUCUAAAUACUUUAGGCAACACAAAAUGGAGAAUAAAUAAAAGAAUACUAAGUGUGGCAGAGAGUAUUUGGGCCGGUGGUGGCAAUAUGGCUGGCCUCGUGGAUUGCAAUGAUGUUCCCAUACCAGAGCUUGACUCUAAUGAUAUUGAAGAACUGAAAAGUUGGAAAUGGCGUGUGAUGAAAGCAAAAAGAGUUAACCGAGAGAGGCAAUCAUUAAGAUGUGAUAUUGAGUUGAAAUUUUCUGUGGCUCGGAAAUUGAAAGAUGAGGAAGGCUUCUAUUAUCCUCACAAUCUGGAUUUUAGAGGGCGUGCAUACCCUAUGCAUCCACACUUAAACCACUUGAAUUCUGAUCUCUGCCGAGGAAUCCUUGAAUUUGCUGAAGGACGACCUCUAGGAAAGUCUGGAUUACGCUGGCUGAAGAUUCAUUUAGCAAAUCUUUUUGCAGGAGGUAUUGAAAAGCUUGCGUAUGAUGCACGCCUGGCAUUCGUCGAAAAUCACAUUGAUGAUAUACUAGAUUCAGCCCAAUAUCCUCACACUGGAAAUCGUUGGUGGUUAAAAGCUGAAGAUCCAUUUCAGUGCUUAGCUGCUUGUAUUAAUCUAUCAGAAGCUUUGCGAAGCCCAUCACCACACACUGUCAUCUCCCACUUGCCAAUUCAUCAGGACGGUUCAUGCAAUGGCCUACAACACUAUGCGGCAUUGGGAAAAAAUAGUAGGGAAGCCGCAGCUGUCAACUUAGUUGCUGGAGAGAAACCCGCUGAUGUUUAUUCUGAAAUUGCUCGAAGGGCACAUGAUAUUAUAAAAGAAGACAGUCUGCAGGACUCCUCUAUUAAUCCCAAUGCUGUAAUUGCCAGAUUGAUAAUUAAUCAGGUAGAUAGGAAGUUGGUGAAACAGACAGUAAUGACUUCUGUGUAUGGUGUUACUUUUGCUGGGGCACGUGAGCAGGUCAAAAGAAGGUUAGAGGAGAAAGGUCUUAUUACUGAUGAUAAGAUGCUUUUUAGUGCUGCUUGCUAUGCUGCUAGGGUGACAUUAUCUGCUCUUGGGGAGAUAUUUCAAGAUGCACGCCAAAUAAUGAAUUGGCUUGGAGAUUGUGCAAAGGUGAUUGCUUCGCAAAAUCAACCUGUUCGCUGGACAACUCCACUUGGUCUUCCAGUGGUGCAACCAUAUUAUAAGAGUCAAAGGCAUGUGAUAAAAACUUCUCUUCAGGAGUUAGCUUUGAAGUGCCGUGUUAACUCCGUUGAUGUAAGGAAACAGAGAACUGCUUUUCCUCCAAACUUUGUGCACUCGCUUGAUGGUUCACACAUGAUGAUGACUGCCAUUGCUUGCAAGAAUGCAGGAUUGCAUUUUGCAGGUGUGCAUGAUUCUUUUUGGACGCAUGCUUGCGACAUUGACCAGAUGAAUCAAAUACUAAGAGAGAAGUUUGUGGAGCUAUACAGUGAUCACCCAGUUCUUGAAAAUCUUCUUGAAAGCUUUGAGGCAUCAUAUCCAGCAUUAACCUUCCCUCCUCUACCAAAACGAGGCGACUUCGAUAUGAAAGAAGUUCUAACGUCUCCAUAUUUCUUCAACUGAAACAUUUAUUCAUUAUGCUGAAGCCUUUCUGCAAGCACCCAUGGAGCAGUCCCUUUGGUACACAUAAAUUGUGAAGCCCUGCUGCAAGUCAUAGAGCUUCAUUUCAUCUGUGAACUGGAGUUGAUACGUAUUGCGCUCUAUGCACUCGGAAAGCUCUACUCGAGUCAGCUUUGAGAUUACAAAAACGGCUGGGGAAAAAAAUACGCAGUAUAUUCCCCUGAUGUAGCUACACAUUUAUAUGCUUCAGAAAUGCAUGUUUGGCACACUCUUUUGGGGAUGCAUGUAACAUUAUUGUAAUAUAGAGAGGGAAAGAAUGGGAAGAGACUCUUCUUGAAUGAUGUAAAUGGGCUGGCUGAUUCUCUAGCUUUUGUACACAUAGUAUAAACACUAUUGUAUGAUUUUUCUGGUAUAAAAUAAAAGAAAUAUAUGGGGUGGCACUUCCAACAAUUACUCCCUCCCCCCUCUACAAUAAAUCUUGCGUCUUAAU